AUGAGUAGUGAAGGAUGUUACAUUUUUUGCCAGUCUCCAGAUGACAAUAAUGAACAACACAGCUUACAAAACAAGCUCCGUGCUAACAGAAGUGUUCUUGCUGCUGCCAGCCGGUUCUUUUCCAUCCUGUUACCUGAUUGUGAGUUAGACCUAGAUGUCUGCAUCUCAAUUGAUCUGAGCUUUGAAGAACUGUUUUGUGUUCUUGAGUACAUCUAUUCUGGGAAGCUGCUGUGUUCAGUCAAAAGCAAAGACAGAAUUUUAAGUAUUCUAAAAGAAUUUGAUAUUUUCGUGCCUGAUCAUCUACAGAAUUCAGUAGACUGUGGAAGAAAUGGAAGUAGUGAGGCAGAAGUGGAAAUAAUAUUUGAAGAAGCCAUUGCAAGUGAACCAAAAACUACUAAAGAUCCCACAAACAUUUCAGAGGAUAAAUCUCCCUUUGCAACUUCUGCCGAUGUUCGUGUAGUAAAUAGUGGAGAACUAAUUUUACGAGAACCCAAUAUUUCAAGCUCCAAUGAAGAUCCCUUCCAGUAUGAAGAAAAGCUUCCAGAAAAAUUCUCAAACAGUCAUAAGAUGUAUAGCAACAAAAGUAAAACUCAUUGUGGAUCAAAAUGGCUAUUCUGAAUUCAAACACCAAUGUUACUGAAACCAUUGUUGAACCGGAAAUCUCCAGACAUAAAGAUCCGGUCUUCACCGUAGUCACCAACCAACCCACUUCGCUGGAAGAAACGCUUGAAAGUAUCGUAUCGUCAGAGAUUGUAGCGGUUGAACCUCAAGAUAACCCAUCGCUAAGUAAUUGUGAUGUGCAUAGAAGUAGUGUAGAAGAUGAAUGGACUAUUCAGCAAAUACCGGAUAGGCAGACCGUUACGCUGCAGUUCCCUGCCCAGAUUCUUGGCAGUACGACUUUGAGCGCACUAAAAAAGGG
Molecule: messenger RNA, 919 nt
Organism: Daphnia magna
Lineage: Eukaryota; Metazoa; Arthropoda; Branchiopoda; Diplostraca; Daphniidae
Exons: 3
Coding region: 1-618 (205 amino acids)
Molecular function (GO): protein binding
Source: RefSeq, a predicted model, not a curated record